This is a messenger RNA of Cuscuta epithymum, 1302 nucleotides long. Lineage: Eukaryota; Viridiplantae; Streptophyta; Magnoliopsida; Solanales; Convolvulaceae. The record is from the annotation of a GenBank genome assembly.
CCAGAAACCCCGAUCCAAGAUUCUGCCCUUCUGUAGGACGGACUGACCUUGUUCACUUCCGGAGUUGCAGCCUCUCGGAUUUCAUAUUUCCGCCGGUGUUGUGCCCUUUCUCCUCCGCUAAGCGCACCAUUUCAACAAACGCCUGCUUUGCAACACAUGGGGAAAGCACCCAAAUCUUUUCUUCUGACUAUAGCUGAAAAAAGCAAGAAAAUAUUGGCAUCAAAUUGGCAAGGCUACCUUAAUACCAUUAAAGCUGAUGCUAAAGGAAGUAAACAGGACGUGCACAGUUCGAAAGUUAAGUACUUCGUCAAUAGAGGAAAGCCAUACAUAUGGAUACCUGAGAAGGACUUGCAUAAUGUGAAUGCAAUAAUUGAUGAACGCGGUUCCUUGGCAGUGACGGCUCCAUUCCCCGGCCAACUAGGAAAUCUGCUUAUGUCCAUAAAAAUGCUGCCAACACGGGUUGCUCUAAUGGGUGACAUAGUGCCUCUUACAGAUAAAAAGGCUGCAUUGGCUGAAAAUACCCUUAGGGAGAUCAUGUUAUCCGAGUGUAAAACAGUAAAAGAUUUAAGUUAUUCAGUUUCUGCUAUAUUGAGUUCAUCAAGUCUCAGUUAUACAUCUCGAAGCGAAAACCUCCAGGAGUUACUUGACGAGAAUACCAAAUAUACUGUGUAUAAGUUUAAGAUAAGUUCUUGUGCGUAUAUUGACAGCAAAGGAGCUAGCCAUGAAGUGGCUCUAAGAGAUAUUGAAGAAUCAAAGACAGACCCUUUAUCUCCUUUCGGUACAAGCCUGAUUGAUGGAAUUAAUCGAAGCGAGAUUAGGCGUAGAGCUUUAAUCCUCUUCUGUAUCACACACAUGAAUGAGAAUGUCAAGGAUGCUUUUCUGCUUUCGGUAGACCGGAAAGGGUUUGAUGUGCUGGGGAAGGUUCUUGGGGCAGUGCAGAGUGAUGGGUCCCGCGAAUACCAGUGGAAAGAGUUCAGAAUCACACUCAAGGAAGAGGUGUCUGAUGUUCAAAAGUUCUGUGAUCAGCUCAUCGAAAUGGAAGAGGAAGCGCUCAAGAGCGUCUCUGGUUUUACUGGCCUAUAACACUAACACUUUUACUGGUAGGAGGUGUAUAUGUACAUUAUCUCGUCUGGUCACCAUAGGAGAAACAUAUGCAAAUGCUGUAACAUUUUCCAUUCUCUUUCAUCUCUCGGUCUUGCCUUUUUGUUCCCUUUGUAUUCCUUUCAUUUUCUUAUGACAAAUGAAUACAAGCCCAAGAGUAGAACAUGAUUUAACCCUAGACUUUUCAAUUUUGUUUCUCAA